This is a messenger RNA of Striga hermonthica, 512 nucleotides long. The record is from the annotation of a GenBank genome assembly. Lineage: Eukaryota; Viridiplantae; Streptophyta; Magnoliopsida; Lamiales; Orobanchaceae.
ACACGAUGAAAUCACCAUCUCCGAUGCCCGAACAAGAAAUGGCUGGACUUCAUGAUGAUGCGGGUUUUCUGACCCACCCGUCAUCAGCCAUUGUUGUGUACGAAGAGAGACAACUGCCGCCGACAAAAAUUGAGAUGGAGAACACUGUUGAAGAUGAUCCGGCGGCAGCAAUUGAGUUGGAGAAUACCGAUGAAGAUGAUUCAUCUACAGCAAUUGAGAUGGAGAUCUCCGAUGAAGACGAUCCACCUGAGUCUCCUAAGGGGAGAGGGCACCGGAAGAAAAGAAAGGCCGUCGUUCUACGUACUCCGUGGAGGAAUAUUGAAAAGAGAAAAAAAUUUACAACUGUGACGGAGUACGACCCUCAUAGGCCAGUGGAUCCAGUUAAAUUUGAAGAUCUCCAAACGUGGUUGAUGAAUUCCACUGAAAGUGCUGAAGUUGAGUUGUCCUGUGGUGGUGUUGCACGAAAAAAGUAUUUCGAUGAUCUUGUGAACGAUGGUUGGCUCACUAAUGAG